Messenger RNA from Mya arenaria, 11394 nucleotides. RefSeq names its product proteasome activator complex subunit 4A-like. The coding region runs from base 49 to 5715 and encodes 1888 amino acids. Gene Ontology annotation, cellular component: cytosol; nucleus. The record is from RefSeq and is a predicted model, not a curated record. Gene Ontology annotation, molecular function: peptidase activator activity; proteasome binding. NCBI's taxonomy places the organism in Eukaryota, Metazoa, Mollusca, Bivalvia, Myida, Myidae. Gene Ontology annotation, biological process: proteasomal ubiquitin-independent protein catabolic process. The transcript has 47 exons.
CCAACAUGCUGAGUAAUAUCGGCUGUCACUUGUAGUUUUCGGUCGAAAAUGGAAGAAAGAAGCGAUCGGGAGACGCUUUUGGGGUUUAAACCCCAGAAAGAAAUAAUUUAUAACACACUUUUACCAUACAAAGAUGAUUUAGACUUGGAAUCGAACUCGUUUUUGGCAGAAAUCAAAACCAAUCUGGGACGAGCUGUUCAACUUCGAGACAUUAAAGUUGGCGUUGGACACUGGGUUAACCAGCUCUCACGUUACAAACGACUUUAUGGACUAAAGUUCUCCAAAGAUGACCAGCUACAUUUCAUCCACUUGAUGUAUGAGCUGACCGUGAUCCCUGAUUUAGAGCUGUCCCUGGUGCACAAGUUUGCUUCGAUGCUUUCAUCACUUCUUAAAAAAAAAAAGUUACUGACUCGUGAAGACCUAACUAUACAAUGGCGGCCUCUGUAUAAAUUGGUGGACAAUGUGAUGUAUAACACAUAUGACCAGCAUGGAUUGCUUCUUAUGCCAGCAACCCUAGUACAGACACUUGAAAGUCUGGUCAGAGACUGUAGAUGUUACUUCCCCUUGGAGAGCACCCAGGAAAUACUAGAAGAGUUGCGUCCCCUGCUGUGCCCAUUUGAUGUGACUGUGAUCAAGGGACUGCAGCACCUUGAACUCUUUCUGCCCACCUGCCAGAAACCAGAGGAGAUGGACAGGGGAUUCAGGCUAUGGUUUGAUGAGCUGAUAAACAUGUGGGAUUCCUUCCAGAACAAUCCUUCCUGGGAAAAGUUCCUGAUAUCCCUGUUUGCCAGGCUGGCCCAUAACAAUGUUGGCUACAUUGACUGGUCACCCUAUGUCUCCAAGGUGUUUACACGUCUGCUGCGGGUAUUUAAUCUUCCUGUGGGUACACAGAUGGUGCAGGUGAACCGGGGAAACUACAACAAGGUCGAGAUAGAGCCCUACAUCACAUGGAUUGUCGCCAUGAUGGGAGGGGAGAGCACUGUGCAGGACCACAUUGACAAACUGUUCACUGCCCUUCACAACUUCUUCCAUCCGUCAAACCUUGGCAAAUGGAAUAUUAAGCUGAGCAGCCUUCUGAUGAACUUUCCAAAGAUAUUCAUAAGAAGGGUGAACAGGGAGCGUUACCGAGAGGCAACAUGGAUGAAGGUGAUCCCAGAGUCCCACAAGCUGACGGAUGCGGAGAUUACUCGAUUUGUAGAGAGCAUGAAGAGUACUGUGCUUAUGUCCAUGUUCAGCAAAUAUGGCAGCCAGGACUCGGCCGUUGCACUUCGUCACCUCUCCACCAUGAGGCCCGAGCUCAUUGUGCCCCCACUGCUGGAAAAGAUGUACCCAGCAAUGGAGACCCUGAUAGAACCUCACCGCCUGAUAGCGUGUAUGAACUGUAUUGUGUCCGUAUCAAGGGCCAUGUUUAGUGCGGGCAAGUGGUUCCCUGAGGGUCGUCUACACGUCUUACCCCUUCUUAACCUCUCACUGCCGGGUAUUGACCCUAAUGACUUCAAGAAAUGCCUGGUGACGUUCCAGAUGAUAGCAACUUUUAUCUCCCUUGUUCCGAUUGUUGACUGCUCCGAGGCAAUCCAUGUGCGAGAUGAUCUUACAGAGGUGGAGAAAGAGUUGUGUUCAGCCACGGCUCAGUUUGAAGACUUUGUUCUGCUGUUUGUUGACAGGGUGUUUGCGCUGGUAGAGAACAGUGCCCAGGAGCAAUACCAGGGAGCCUUGAACCCAGAACAGUUGAUAGUGGAGAAGGCCAUGGCCUCCUGCUUUACCUCUGUCCUUCAGCAGUGCUCAACACCCAUACUAAUGUCAGCACUGAGGCGCCUGCACAAUUUCAUCACUGGCUCCGUGUAUGAGAACAGAGUCGGGGGUCGCUAUGCUGCCAAUUUGCUCAGAGCUGCUGAACAGGUCAAUCCCAAGGAAACCCUUAAGAUGUUCUUAAACAGAAUUUGCAAUAACAUAUUGGAACUUAUACAAUCCCACGAGGAGUACCUGACUGCGGAACAGCUGGACGAUGGAUUUCUCUGGAACCUUCUCAUGCUCUCACAGCUGUUGCGAUGUGACGGCAGUGAGCUACUACCCUAUAAGGAGAAGAUCCUUGAAGUGCUGCCCAAAAUUCUGCGCCUACAGUGUGUACGGGGCUACGAGAUUGCGGGCAAGACCCUCAUGUAUCUCCUGGGCUCACUGACCCGCAUAUACCCUCUAAACUACCGCAGUGUUCCGGGCUCUGUGGAUAGGCCCGUCACAGAAUACCUAGCCAUCAGGGACUGGGCGAAGACUGGUGAUGUACAAGACUUGGGAUGCGAGUGGCACACGCCGGUUGAGGGGGAGAUAAGCUUUGCACAGGAAGUCCUCGAUACAAUACUGGUUCCCGAACUGGAGACAGUAAAGGCCUUGUCUGCUGAGAACCAGCUCCCAAGGGAGGACCUUCUACGCCGCCUUGUUAUCAUCCUGGAGGGUCUGAAUGGUGUGGCGGCCGCUAUGCCAGUCUGGGAUGGAGAACAUACAUCACUCAUUGACAGCCAAGUGCCUUUAACCAGAUUUACCUGCGCUAAUUCCUGUGGGUCCAACUUUGAGGUGACCCUGAAAGGUGGACAGAAUGCCAGGACUGUUGUCAUGGAUGCCAUCAGACCACUGCUGAAGCACAUGUUGUCCUGUUGCGAAGAUGAUACAAAGGGACUUAAUAAAGUCCUCCAGAUCUAUGAAUCCAUCUUGUUUUUCCACGGAACAUCAGAGAUGGAUUUCGAAAAUCGCUGGAAAAGUUUCCAUGCUGUGAAAAGGGCACUUGAGGACAAGAUGCGGGGAGGGAAGAAACACCUGCGUGCAUUACUAGUUGACAGAGUACUCCUUCAACACCAGAUGCGGUGCUUACAAAAGACAGACCGUUCGUUCACGCGUCCUCAUCAGGACAUGCUGGAGGACUUGUACACUCUUUCUAUCAGCAGAUACAGCGAGGUUCGUAAGAAGUCACAGGCAAUGUUGGGCCUGUUUUUCAACCACUAUCCAUACUCGUAUCGCAGUUUGCUGGACGGAAUUGUUGAGCGCCUCACGAACAGUGACACUCCAGAACAUCAGUUCCAGGGUGUGUUGUACAUUCUGCUGGGUACCAGAAAGAGCUGUAUUGCGACAAAGCGAAGCUGGGAGGUCAUCUCACGCAUCUGGCCGGCGCUUACACAGGCCCAGCAGUCUGAGAAGCCAUCCAUCCUUGCUCUCAUAGACAACAUCAUCAACAAAACAGUGAAAAAUUCAGAGACCACUGCCAUCAAGCUGGAGGUGAAUCAAGCCAGCAUAGAGGCAGCUGGUAGGUUGUUACAGUCGGGUGUUCCCGCCCCAACAGAGUCCCCUUGUAGCGAGGUUGAGUCUCAAUCCGCACUUCAGUUUGAGGUGGACAGAAACGAAAAGUCUUUCACAAUGUACACAGAUUUAGUGGAGAAGAUGGUUUCCAUGGUGAAAGGAGGACAGCUGACGUGGAAGUUUAGUCAGAUAGCACUGGAUCUGUUGAACCUGUUGUUACGUCAUGACACGCCCACCCCGCCCUGCCUGGUGGAGCUGCUCACUAAUUCCUGUGUCAGUGAUACCCUCUACAUACGCAAGAUCAGUAUCAUGAGCCUGAUGUCGAUACAGAAGCAAAUGAAGAGGAAACACAAGAAAAUCACCGUAGACCCCUUGAAAGAGGCGGCGAAAUCUUCAACAAAGUUUAUUCCAGGGGAAGCAACCACUCACCAGCAGCAUAUACCAAAUCAAUCAGUGGACUGUAACCUUAGCCCUAGUGACUCUUCCUUAUCCUCUGGAGGAGAUGUGAGGGGUGGGGAGAUACCCCCACAUGGGACGGGGUACUUUAGACCAGGCUACAGGGCAGAUAAUGUGUGGCAUACAUACAACAGCAAGGAUUUACCAGACACACAGGAGAAAUGGGAGGGCCUGUCGGUGAUCGAGAAAACUCACUGGGGGUACUACUCGUGGCCGAAGGAUCUAAAAACCUACGCCCCGAAAUCAGAACAACCGAAGCUAAACAGGGACAGACAAGAUUUAACAGAGGGAGAAAAGAUUAUCUAUGAUGCAUUUACCAACCCAGAAUUUGUGACAAAACUAGUCGACUUUUUAGCCCUGGAAGAAAAUAAGGGCAGAGAUAAAUUUGGUUUCAAGAAAAUGGUGCUAUUUAAGGGUUUGUUCCGGAACUUUGGUGACAGCCUCCUGCCGUCUUUCAAGCCCCACAUUGAGCGCCUGAUCAGUGAUACAAGUCAUGACAAACAUGACUCCAGUCACCGAUGUGCCAUGGAGAUUAUGUCGGGCAUUAUCCGUGGCUCCAAACACUGGUCCUAUACACAGACUGUGUCCUUGUGGGCGUGGCUCAAGCCGCUACUGAAAAACGCCCUCAACAAUCUGACAGACUCCACAUUGAAGGACUGGUGUACAUUCUUUUCCUUUGCCUCGGAGAGUCGCGACCCACGUAAGACGUACUGGUUUUACGAGCUGGUAAUGGACAACCCACUGAGUGGGGAAGGCGGCUCCUUUGGGGAUGCUGGACGUCUGUCCAUGCUGCAGAACGCGUUGUUACAGCAGGAAUGGCGAGUCGGCGAUCUCCACAGUAGACUCCUCUCCUACCUCACCCCCCACUUAGCUCACAUCUACAAGAUUGUCAGGGACCGGAUUGGCUGUUUGCUGUCGGACGUGUUUAUCCUCGACUACAAGAUGUUCCCGACCUCCCAGACACGGGGAGAUUCGCGGCGAGAGUUUAUCGACUCCAUCAUGCCCACACUGAACAAACUGCAAGAUCUCGUCAUAGAGGAAGCACGGCUCAAGAACGGCAAUGGGGGUUCUGGAGAGAACAGUCCUGUGCGUGAGUCAGCGAGCAGCGGCAGCCUUGAAACAGGCGUGGAGCAGAUGGACAUCGAGGUUGAUGGGGAAGAGAGUGAGGAACGCAAAGACCUGACCAGGCUGUGUAAAACAGUGAUGAAGUGUGCAGCCAGCUGCAUCAACAGAACCUUUUUCUCUGCACCAAGGGAGAUUGUCCAGCUUUUACCCAUUAUGUGCACUUUGGAGAGCGAGGCAAAGGAUGAGGAGCUGAAGAUGGACUGUCAAGUGGCGCUGGCCUGUCUCGCCCAGGCGUUGAUACAGCCUGAUGUUAUACCACACAUCCUUCAUACAGUCAAACAGGUGACAGGCCUUCAGUCGUGGCACGCAAGGUCAGCAGUCCUGAGCUACGUUCAGGUGGCGGUGUUCUGUAAUUACUUCAUCCUCCAGGACCCGGCGCACAAGGAGACAAUACGAGAAACUGUGAUGCACCUUAUCUGUGAUGAUAAACUGGAGGUUCGUGAGAUGGCGAGUGUGACAUUAAGCGGCCUGUUACAAUGUGGCUACCUGGAGAUGGACCAGGAUCUGCUGGAUCAUUUUGAGAGGCUCAGUGCCACCAAGAUUAAGAAGCGAGUGAAGUCAGAGUCCGUGCCCAUGGAGAAGAUCAUACAGCGUCAUGCGGGCGUGCUGGGUCUAUGUGCGUACGUACAGGCAUACCCGUACCACGUGCCCGCAUACAUGCCCCAAAUUCUUAUGGAUCUCAGCAGCCAUGUAAACGAUCCUCAACCCAUACAGAUGACCGUGAAGAAGACCCUGUCCAACUUCCGUCGCACGCACCACGACAACUGGCACGACCACAAACUCAUGUUCACAGACGACCAGCUCGUCAUUUUAACUGAUCUGCUGGUCUCACCCAACUAUUAUGCUUGAUGAAAGCUGAAACUAGGUUCUCUAUAUUUAGGAACUGCCUUGUGAGCCAGUAUUACCUUUCCAUUCACUGCCAGGUAACAUCUGAACUUGGUGUCAUGAAAUACAGGUGUUUACAGCCUAUAAGUGACCUUUAUCCUGCCUCUGUGUCAACGGCAGGUGUUAACAAUCAACUGGUGACUUUUAUAUAUAAACACACGGUGACUUGUUUCUGUAGUAAACUGCUGGUGUUAACAAUCUACAGCUGACUUUUAUAUACACAUACUGUGACAUGUUCCUGUAGUAAACUGCAGGUGUUAACAAUCAACAGGUGACUUUUAUCUGCACAUACCGUGUCAUGUCCUGUAGUAAACUGCAGGUGUUAACAAUCAACAGGUGGCUUUUAUCUACACACGCUGUGACGUGUUCCGGUAUAAAACUGCAUGUGUUUUAAAUCUACAUGUGAUUUUUCUACCCAUCUAUGGGAUCACCUGUUUCCAUGUAAACUGCAGGAGUUUAAAAAGUGCUGAUCUACAGACUUUAUUCUUAGUUUGUGAUGGAUUUAACAGAUUCUAUUUCUGCAGGUGUUUUAGUAUGCGAGCGCCACAACCUGCAAACACCUAUUACUGAUUUUAAGCAUUUACCAGCCCAAAUUUGGCCCAAAGUCUCAAAACAUCUUAAAUGUAACAUGCCUUAAUAUCUUAUUUCAUUUAAGCAAUUAACUUUUUUAACCUUGAUUUAAAAAAGUAGAAAUAUUUGUUUGUGAUUAUUAUAAAAAUAAAAGCUUGAACCUGUUAUAAGAGACUAGAGAUGUUUUGAGAAAUUUGGGCCAGAAGUUACUUGCAUUUUGUUGUUUUUUGAUUGUCAAAAAGUGUGACAUGCUUUUUUAAUAAUCAGGGUUCUAUUAUUAUUUUUACCACAUUUUACCACAUUUCUAUUCAUUGUACUUUCCAUGGAUUAUUAUUAAAGUGUUUGUAAUUAUUAUACAUGAAGGAAAGGUCAGAUAAUGAUUUAUAUAUGAAGAUAAUGAAUUUUGUAUGAAUAUUAAUAUGAAUAGAUAAGUUUUAUGUAUGAAAAUAAUAAUGAAUAGAUAAUGAUUUGUGUAUGAAGAUAAUAAUGAAAAUAUAAUGAUUUAUGUAUGAAGAUAGAUACAAAUGUAUGACUAAAUAAUGAUUUGUGUAUCAAAAUAAUAAUGAAUAGAUAAUGAUUUGUGUAUGAAGAUAAUAAUGAAUAGAUAAUGAUUUGUGUUUGAAGACAGAUAUAACUAAAUAAUGAUUUAUGUUUAGAGAUGAUGAUGAAUAUAGGAUGAUUUUUGUAUAAAGAUAAAUAUCAAUGUUAUGUACAUGUUUUAUGAAAAAAAAUAGUGUUUAAUGAUUGAGUGUACCUUUAUUCAUGCAUUUAUGUUUAUUUUUUUCUAACUGACCCAGAAAAAGUUGGCAGCACAAUCUGUGUUUGGUAUAAUAUGGUUUCUUUUACCGGGUAGUUGUUUUUGUUCUUCAUCAAGUAUUAAAAUACAUCCAAUACAUGAUUUUACAUUAGCAGAUAAUAAUAAUAGUGUACUAUAACUUCUAAAAGAUGUAUUUUGGUUAUCGAAUAUUCGAUCGAAAGAAUUACCGAAUAUUCGAAUAUCAAUUUUGCCAUUCGUUUGCAUCCCUAAUUAAAAUACAUCCAAUAGAUGAUUAAAGCUUCGUUGUUGCAAACGUUCAUCAUUGGAUUUUGCUAGUUAUCGAUACUCAUGUAUCAUUCCUAUAGUCAGGCCAUGAUUUAUACUUUAUCAACCGUAGUUUUUCUGUAAAAUUUUGCUAUUCAAUUAAAGAGACUUCAUGCAUGUAAAUUUUCUAUAAUAAAAGAAUAUUCAACAGUGCACAAAGUCAAGGCCUAAUUAAAAUCAAAUUGUAAGUAAGUAAUUUUAUUUUUUCAUAUGUUAUUUCUAUGUUAUAUUUCUCCCACUUGUUAAUGUAUCUGAUGUGCAGGUAAUCACUUCAUUCCAUCACGCCAUAAUGGUAUCAGUUUAUUUUGUAUGGCUGGUGACCCCAUAUAAUUUUGUUACCAUUUAAAGCUGCACUCUCACAGAUUGUUAAUUUUAACACUUUUAAAAUAAUAAGUCUCAGAAGUGGCUUAUUUUGGCAUCAAUACCUUCAAUUUAAUCCUAUUAGAUAAUUCACAAUAGAAUAGGUUCCAAUUGUUGAAUAAAUUGCCAAAAAUUUCAUUUUUCUUAAAGCAUUAGUAACACUUUAAUCAAAGGGACAUUAAUUUUCAAACAAAAAUAUGAUAAACAGCGAUGUUAUCUUUUGUCAGCAGACUUAUGUCACUGGAUUACAGACAUUUUCGCAAAAAUUGGCUCAUUAAAAGUAAAAAAAAUAAAACAGUCAGGGUUCGAAUUUAACUUUGAGGAGCACUCGCAAAAUUUUGCGAGUGCUUUUUGAGGCAACUCGCAAAAUGAAAAAUCAACUUGCAAUUUUAUUAUUUGCUUUAUUCCCUAAAAAUAUUGUCUAAUUAAAGUAGAAAUUUACACCUAAGAGUAAGACAUAUUAUGAAUAUUAAAAAGUAUCAAUCUUGAGUGACUCGACUACUAGAACUUGUUAAUGGCUUAUUCUUUUUGGGGGGUAAGGAAAGACUCAUCAAAUGCUGGCCGCUUUUUUUAUAACAAAGCUGUCAAAUAACACGCUACAGAUUUCAUUAAGGCUAUAAGUAUAAAAAAACAAUAACAUUAUAAAUUAAAAAUAAAUAAAAGCAACAGUAACUGUAGGGUGGAUGCUUUGGACCAUGAAAUAAAUCAAUCAACGAAGUCUAUUCACUUUUGACAGUUGAGCGGAAAUAUAUUCAAAGGUUGAUGGGGUUUACAUAUAGUGCGCGAAAGCGCUAAAUUUAGCCAAUGAUUGAGCUAGGUGAUUACGUCAUUUGUAUUCAUUUUGUAUUAUGCACGCCUCGGAGCAUCCCGAAAAGAUUCGAGAUAAAACUCAGCCUUUUCUGUAUUUGUUCUAUUUUUGAAAACCUACAAGAGCGUGACUCCGUACUGUCUUCUUUAUACUGGUAGUGUAAACAUGCCACUUAUAGGCUGUUUACAUUCGACCAUGUAGCGGAGUUAAGUUCAAGUUUAUUCUACUUUCCUUUUAACAUUUUGUGGUCUAGAAAAAGCCACUCGCAGAAUUUUGCGAGUUUGGAUAAAAGUCACUCGCAAUAUGAAAAUGUCGCUUGCAUUUUGCAAGUAUGCGUGUCUAAAUUCGAACCCUGACAGUUGUCAAAACAAUUUAUAUGUGAGAAUGCAGCUUUAAAGGGGCAUUAUAUGCUGAUCACUAAUAUAUAAAUAUAAGUGACCAUAAAAGCAUUUUAAAAGUUAUUGCAGGUUGUAAUUUUGUUAUCUAUUUCAAUUUAACAUGAUUUUUCAAUAUUUAAAGGACAUAAAAGGUGUUUUGUAUUAUUUAUUUUGGUAAAAUUCCUUUUUUUUUCUCUUUUCAAAAGAUACCAAAAUACAUGGGUACACCAGGCAGCUAAAUUUCACAUUUUUGUUAAUUUGACACCUUAAAUGCAUCUUUAUUUUGUUACAUUUUUGUAGCUUUCAGACUUAGAGGUACAUGUAUAAUGUUCAAGUCAGUUCAACGUAUAGUCAAAUUUCUUAAAAUCAAAAUGAUAUGGGGGGUUUUCUGUUUUGUCUAAAUUUGAAGACAAAACUUCAUUAUGUUUUGUUAUAAAUUGUUGUACGGUAUUUAGAUUUGAAUAUUAAAUUAUUCAUUUCAAAAAGCAACACAAUUACUUGUUGUUCCAAUGUUUGGUACAUGAUAUGUUUUUACUGCUUGUUGCUUGCUGUUUAAUCGGAAAUGAAUUCACUAUUUUUUUAAGUUUUCCGAAGGCAUUAUUAAAUAUAAUUCUUAUCCUUGUCUCAGAUAUGCCUCAGGGAUUCCAUUCAGUAUAUUGGUCAGUUAUUUUUACCAUCCAAUCAAAACGCUCCGAUUCUACUUUCAAAUUUAUGUUUGUAACCUCUGAUUUGGAAAAAAAUCUGAUUUGAAAAUAAACUUAUUUGCUGAUUUUCAGACCAUCUAAACCAUCUGGCGUCUAGCCCCUUUAAGAAGUGUGCCAGAUUUAUAAUCAUAAAACUUGUAGAACAAAUAGGGAAAACUACAUACAUAUAAUAAUCAUGUAAAAGAUGAAACAACCUCAGGGAGGUUUCUCUUUAAAGAAGCUUUUUUUUACAAACAUGAUGAAUGUAAAGUGUGUAAUUAUUUCAUGGCAAACAAAUGCCAUUUUUAAGAGGGCAACUGUUGUAAUUUAUUAAAAAAUAACAUUUUAAGGUAAUUGAUGAAUGUUAUUGUAUUUAGAAGAUUCAAAUGAAUUAGAAAUGGAAAUGGGGUUUUGUUUUUUUACAAGUAAAUUACCCCAUUUGUUAAUUACUCUAUCUGCUUACUUUUGUCUUUCUGGUUGUAAUUCUUUUUUAUAUGAUAAAUGUGAAGUGUGUUGUUUCAUGGCGUAUGAAUGUCAUUUCUAAGAAUUUAUUAGAAAUAACAGUCUAUGGUAAUUGAUAAAUGCGCUGACAUUUAGUAUAUUCAAAAUGAAAAUGGUCUGCAGGUUAAUGUAAAGUGUGUUGUUCAAUGGCAAAUGAAUAGCAUUUUUAAGACAGCAAAACUGUUGUUGCACUUUAUUAGAAAUAACAAUGUAAGGUAAUUGAUAAACAUUCUAAUAACUAGUGGAGUCAAAAAAUGACCUACAAGUAAAAAUACACAAAACUUUUUAAAUUAUUUUAUCUGGUUAUUUUGUGUUCUUGGUCAUUACUUUUGAUAGGUUUACUAUUGGUUUCUAUUUGACCGUAUUUUUUGUUAAAGGGACUACAUACCAGUUGAUACCAGUGCAGGAAAAAAAGAAAAUUGUCAAAAACUUACAUCAAUUUGAUAUGGUUGUGUCUUACUUACUGAUGUAUCACAUCACUUAUGACUCAUGUAUCUUUCGCAGUUUUUGCAUAAUUACAAGUAAUUUGAAGAUAGUAUCAAUAUAUUUAUUUGUACUAAUCACAUGACAUUCACAUGGUAAAUAAACUGGGAAACCAUUACGCGCUAUUUUGAAAGGAGUAAACUCAGCCGAUACAGCGACUAAAUAUUCUUUUGGUCAUUUAAAAUGAUGUAUUUUUGGCAUCUUAUUAGCUCGAAUUGACAAUUCUAGGAUUGUUUUAAGGAAAUACUGUAUCAUACAUGCCAUAUUUCUGAGAGGCUUCCCAGGGGAUUUUGGUCUGAAUUCCAGGGGAUUUUAAUAUUACACCAGGGGAUUUUUACGCGACGAAAAUUUACGCAAUAUCUGCAUUUAUAAUAUAAGAAUAAAUACAGAAAUACACUCAAAUACAAUAAUUUUUGGACUUAGUCAUCAUGGACCUUCAUGGAAUUUCACACUCAUAAUAUUAUUGAAGUUUUCCAUUGUCAACCUAAAGCAAGUUUCGAUUUUUUUUUGUUUUUUUUUUAAAUUCCAGGGGAUAUGAAUCCCCCGGCGGGGGACCAGGGGAUGGGUCGAAAUUCCGGGGGAUUUUUUCCCCCGCCGGGGGAUAUGGCAUGUAUGCUGUAUUUGCCCAUUUUGGACCCAUCUGGUGUCUAGUCCCUUUAAUUGCUGUGUCCUUAUUCUGAACAUAUUGUUAUGGAAAUUUGCUUUUCUUUUAUUGCUUAUUUUAUGAUUUAUUCCAUGUACAUAAUUAUUUUCUUUCAUGAAUAAAAAAGGGAUAAUCAA